ACCGGGGGAUCAAUUGUUUUCGUCUUUGCCUUUUUCUCCACAGAUCCAACGCGCAGUGAGAAGCUAAAUCAAGCCAUAAUCUUUGCAAAAUCUACGCGUUUAGAAGCAGCUUCUUCGUCCCAUUCGUCUCUCUCUCUUUCUGUCUCCACCUCUGUCUCUCCGUGGGAAUUCAAAUUCCGUCAGAUCGAAGAGAAGCCAGCGGAAACCCUAGGAAUCGAUCCGGUUUCCUGCUCUUUUUCCGCAUUGUUGUUCUCCCAUGGAGAUUCUCCCGACUGCGGUCGGUUCCUGCCCGAAGGAGAAUGUCAAGAUCUAUCAGGAGUGGUUUAGAUAUGCCGAUUCGGAUGACGAUGGGAGGAUCACCGGCAACGACGCGACCAAGUUUUUCGCUCUUUCGAAAUUGACGCGGUCCGAGUUGAAGCAGGUUUGGGCUAUUGCUGACACCAAGCGACAGGGGUUCCUUGGCUUCUCAGAAUUUGUGACUGCAAUGCAGAUAAUUUCAUUGGCCCAACAGGGGCAGGAAAUCAGUCCUGAUGUUAUAGCUGCUGGAGAAUUGGACAAAUUGAGUCCUCCCUCAAUGGAAGGCCUGGAUGCUGCUCUAAUCAAAAAAGCUAAGCGAUCUCCAAAAAAGAAUGAACCUGAUGGCACACCACAACAGUCCCAAUCAGUUCAGUGGUUCUCUUCAAAAUCUUCCAAAAAGGUUUCCUUAUCUUCAGUUACAUCCAUCAUUGAUGGCUUGAAGAAGUUGUAUAUUGAGAAGCUUAAACCACUUGAAGCCACAUAUCGUUUUAAUGAUUUCGUAUCUCCUUUGCUAACAAACAGUGAUUUCGAUGCAAGGCCUAUGGUUAUGCUGUUGGGUCAGUAUUCUACUGGGAAGACUACGUUUAUCAAACACUUGCUUAGAAGCAGCUAUCCUGGGGCACAUAUUGGGCCAGAACCUACAACAGAUCGUUUUGUUGUUGUAAUGGCAGGGCCUGACGAAAGAAGUAUUCCAGGUAAUACCAUUGCAGUGCAGGCAGACAUGCCUUUCAGUGGUCUCACAAGUUUUGGAACUGCCUUUUUGUCCAAAUUUGAAUGCUCGCAGAUGCCUAAUCCUCUGCUAGAGCACAUAACAUUCGUUGAUACACCAGGAGUACUUUCAGGAGAAAAACAGCGAACUCAACGUAGCUAUGAUUUUACUGGUGUUACAUCAUGGUUUGCUGCAAAGUGUGACUUGAUUUUUCUUUUAUUUGAUCCUCACAAACUUGAUAUCAGUGAUGAAUUCAAGCGUGUUAUUGGAUCCUUGCGUGGUCAUGAUGAUAAGAUACGCGUGGUUCUCAACAAGGCAGACCAGGUUGACACACAGCAGCUGAUGAGGGUAUAUGGAGCAUUGAUGUGGUCACUGGGAAAAGUUCUGAAUACUCCAGAAGUCAUGCGAGUAUAUAUUGGCUCAUUUAACGACAAGCCAGUAAAUGAGGCUGCUGUUGGUCCGCUAGGAAAAGACUUGUUUGAGAGAGAACAAGACGAUCUUCUUUCUGAUUUGAAAGAUAUUCCUAAAAAGGCUUGUGACCGUCGUAUAAAUGAAUUUGUAAAGCGAGCUAGAGCUGCAAAGAUACAUGCAUAUAUAAUCAGCCAUCUUAAAAAAGAAAUGCCUGCAAUGAUGGGAAAGGCCAAGGCACAGCAACGUCUUAUUGACAACCUUGAAGAUGAAUUUGCGAAGGUCCAGAGAGAGUUCCAUCUUCCUGCUGGGGACUUUCCCAAUGUUGACCACUUCCGCGAAGUGCUUAGUGGUUAUAGCAUUGACCGAUUUGAGAAGCUCAAGCCGAAACUGAUUCAAAAUGUGGAUGACAUGCUGGGAUAUGACAUCCCUGAGCUCCUUCGCAACUUCCGGAACCCAUACGAUUAAAAAGGCUCCUGAAGAUCAUUUUGGUGAUCGUAAUUUGCUUGUCUUUAUUUUAGAUUCCUUUUUUUUUCUCCCUUAAAUCAUAUGCAUCAAUGAGUAACUUCUGUAAUCAAAUGCCGAACUUGGAGUUGAACACUGCAUAUACUCAUUUUUUGGUAUCCGGGUCGAUUGAGGAUGGUGAUCUCCACCACAUAGAGAAAUAUAACCUUAUAUGAGUUC
This is a messenger RNA of Nymphaea colorata (pocket water lily), 2098 nucleotides long. RefSeq names its product EH domain-containing protein 1-like. NCBI's taxonomy places the organism in Eukaryota, Viridiplantae, Streptophyta, Magnoliopsida, Nymphaeales, Nymphaeaceae. Gene Ontology annotation, molecular function: protein binding; calcium ion binding; GTP binding. Gene Ontology annotation, cellular component: cytoplasm; plasma membrane; intracellular membrane-bounded organelle. The record is from RefSeq and is a predicted model, not a curated record. Bases 257 to 1882 code for a protein of 541 amino acids. The transcript is spliced from 16 exons. Gene Ontology annotation, biological process: endocytosis; endosomal transport.